GGUCGACAAAUGUAAACAAUGCGGUUUUGAAGUGGCCGUUUCAGGCAAGGCCCUAAAACAUAGUUUCAAACAUAGGUUUCAGGUUUCAGGGUAUAUUGAGUGAAGGCCGUUUAGUGUAUGCAAUUGAUGCAAUUACCAGUUAGUUUUCAUAAGUGAGGAUGUCAUAUGAGCCUUCCUGAUGUUAUUACCGCCCGCAUGUAAUCAUCAAGUGCUGAACGAAUCCUGCCUUGGCCUCUGCUGCUGAAGUCCUCGCCUCUGUAUUAAGGCCGCCGCCAUGGGCCGCGACUACACAAUCAGCGGAGUGAAGGUGGCCUUCCCCGAGAACGCCUACCCCUGCCAGAUGGCCAUGAUGGCAAAGAUAAUGCAGGGUCUGAAGCGCGGUCAGAACUGCCUGCUGGAGAGCCCCACCGGCUCGGGGAAGACGCUGGCGCUGCUCUGCGCCUCGCUGGCCUGGCAGCAGGCUGAGUGUGAGAGAGUUGACGAGUACAACCGGAAACUCGACAUGGAGGAAAGAGCUCAGACCCAGGAGCUGAUGCUGCGGGAGAUCCCCCAGCUCCGGACCGACCCCGCAGCGGCAGCAGCAGCGGCAGCGGGAGGAGCAGCCUCAGCAGCGGCGGGACUCAGUGACCCGUCACCCAGACCCGGUGCCGAGGGCGGGCCGGGACGGACCGGUGCCGGGCCCCCAGCCGCCGCAGCCGCGCCGGGGGCAGGCUGGGACGGUGAUGAGGACGACUUUCAGACAAUGGCCGAGAAGACACUGCGGACCGCGCCGCCGACCGCCCCGGAUGUGUCCAUGAUGGAUACUUCAAUGUCCGACGCUGGGGACGAGAAUGGACUGCUGAACGGACGAAAGAAAAGACUCAAAAAGCCGAAGAUAUAUUUCGGAACACGGACUCACAAACAAAUCGCUCAAAUCACACGGGAGCUGCGAAGAACCAACUACAAGCACGCAAAGAUGACGAUUCUGGCCAGUCGGGACCACACCUGCAUCCAUCCGGACGUGUCGCGCUCGGCCAACAAGAACGACGGCUGCCGCGACCUGCGGGACCCGCACAACCAGGAGGGCUCGUGCGGCUACUUCACGCGGGCCAACCAGCGUCUGCGCUACCAGGAGCAGUUACCCGGGGAGGGUCUGUCGGAGGCCUGGUCGCUGGAGGAGCUGGUCGGUCUGGGCCGCCGCAUCCGCGCCUGUCCCUACUACGCCGGCCGAAACCUAAAGGAGGACGCCGACAUCGUGUUCUGUCCGUACAACUACCUGAUCGAGCCCUCCAUAAGGGAGUCAAUGGAGAUCAGCCUCAAGAACCAGGUGGUGAUUUUGGACGAGGCGCACAACGUAGAGGACAGCUCGCGGGAGGCGGCCAGCGGCUCGUUCCAGCAGGCGCACAUCCAGGACGCCAUUCGCGACCUGGAGAAGGCCGCCUCCGGACAGCGGCAGACCCAAUUCGAGUGCAGGGACAUGGCCCGGAUGCUGUCUCACAUCAGCCAGUGGAUGGACCGGCACUCCGACCGGCUGGACCAGUACAAGGAGUUUGACAGGGGCUGUCGGGUGUUCAGCGGAACAGAGAUGGUGGCCCACUUCACCGCCAUGGGCAUCGGACACAAGGAGUUCCCAGAUAUACAGCGUUCGUAUGGCGCCAUCAUAGCGGAGGAGAUGGACAACUCUGAGGAGGCGCUGCAGCACUACAUCCAGCGACUGACGAGCGGCACCACGGCGCUGCUGGGCGGACUCGUCCGGGAGCUCUCCUUCAUCUACCAGGACGACAUGAAGUACCGCGACGACUUCCGCGUGGCGCUGAUGAAGUCCAUGAGCCGCGCCGACGGACCCGGACAGCGGGGCGGUUGGCUGAGCUCGCGGCGCAAGUCUGCCGACCCGACGUGGACGCAUACGCUGCACUUUUGGUGUAUGAACCCGGCCGUGGUGUUCGGCGCCAUCGGGGAGGCGGCGCACAGCGUGAUCGUCGCCUCGGGCACCCUGUCCCCGCUGGGCUCGUUCCAGUCGGAGCUGGGCGUGCCGUUCCCCAUCAACCUGGAGGCCAGCCACGUCAUCAGCGCCGACCAGGUGUACGUGUCAGCCAUCAGCCACGGUCCGCGCGGCGGCUCCAUGAACGCCACCUACCGCAACUCGGAGCAGUUCAGCUUCCAGGACGAGCUGGGCGAGCUGCUGCUGGGCGUGUGUGCCGCCAUCCCCAACGGUGUGCUCUGCUUCUUCCCCUCCUACAGCAUGCUGGACAAACUCGCCAGGAGAUGGCAGAUGACGGGUCUGUGGGACCGACUGGAGGCCCGCAAACCGGUGCUCUGCGAGCCACGGCGCGCCGACGAGUUCGAGGAUAUGAUGCGCCAAUUCCGUCACCUGGUGACGGAAGGAGACGAUACUGGCGCACUGCUGCUGGCCGUCUGCCGCGGCAAACUCAGCGAGGGCAUCGACUUCUCGGACGACAGCGCUCGGGCCGUGGUCACGGUGGGCAUCCCGUUUCCGAACGUCAAGGACGUUCAGGUGGACCUGAAGAAGCAGUACAACAGCUCGCACGUCUCCACGCGCGGCCUGCUGAGCGGACACGAGUGGUACGGCAUUCAGGCCUACAGGGCGCUGAACCAGGCGCUGGGCCGCUGUAUCCGCCACCGAUACGACUGGGGAGCGAUCUUGCUGGUGGAUGACCGGUUCGGCCGGCCGCGCGGCGUCGACGGCCUCUCCAAGUGGGUGCGCAGCCUGGUGCGCCACCAGAGCAAGUGGCCGGAGGUGGCCGACAGCCUGAGACAGUUCGCCGCCGACAUGCAGCACUGGACAGAGGAGAGGCGGGAGGAACAGAGGAAACGCAAACAGGAACAGGACGCUGCCGAGGCGGAGAAGCUGGCCGCCGCCGCCGCCGCCACCGCCACCGCCGGUCCGGUUCCUGCCAUCGAUCUGAACCUCUCUGGCGCCUCCUCUCCGAUGUCCGUGGUGAACGGGCAGUCGCCGGUGGCGGCGCCGGCCGUCAGCGCCGCGCAGGCGCAGUUCCAGUACGGCAGUCCGCCGGUAGGUGUCGCCGGCGGCGCUCGGAAGCUGGUGCUGGUCCCGGUGAACCAGUUCGCCAGCUCGGCAGCCGCUCAGCGUCAGGAGGUGAUCACGGUGAACGGUCGGAAGUACCUGCGGCUGACGGAGGAUGGCCGGACGCGGCUGGUACCGCUGCUCACCAGUCAGGGCACCCCGGUACUGGACGGCGCGGCGGGGUCUGAGCACGGGGACCAGCCCGGAGCGGACGGUAGUGCGGCGGACGGCCGGCAGGCGGCAGCACCGGCGGAGGAGCGGCCGCCGCCGUCCGGCGCCGCCCCAGCGGAUAAGGAGAACGGCCGACCUCAGUCUCCGCCGCUGUUUGGGGAGGACGAGGGAAAGUCCCCGCGCCAGGUGGUCGUCUGUUCAGCAGCCGGCAAGAGGCCGCUGUUUAAAGAGACGCCCGUCGCCCCCUCCGCCGUCACAGCACAGGCGGACAGCCAAUCACCGGAGCUGGUCAGGAAGACGGUGCUGCCACCCCGCGGCUCGGCCGCCAAACAGCGCAGCAAGCGCUCCAAGGGAGUCAUUUUCAUCAGCUCGGACGAGGAGGACUUUCAGUGAUCACGUGACCGUGGGGUUAUAUAUGUGAUUUCACGCUGUGGCACGAUGUAUGAAGGGCUAAUGAUUUUUUAUCACGAACUGCAAGCUGCCUGAAAUAAUGUCUCAUAUGACUGCUUUGCUAUGAAAAUACAAUGUAGAUACGCUUGUAA
Amphibalanus amphitrite is the source of this 3738-nucleotide messenger RNA. Its product is annotated as Fanconi anemia group J protein homolog. The record is from RefSeq and is a predicted model, not a curated record. Bases 275 to 3589 code for a protein of 1104 amino acids. The transcript is spliced from 22 exons. Gene Ontology annotation, biological process: nucleotide-excision repair; double-strand break repair involved in meiotic recombination. Gene Ontology annotation, cellular component: nucleus. Gene Ontology annotation, molecular function: DNA binding; hydrolase activity, acting on acid anhydrides, in phosphorus-containing anhydrides; DNA helicase activity. Lineage: Eukaryota; Metazoa; Arthropoda; Thecostraca; Balanomorpha; Balanidae.